UGCGCCAUUGCUAGGUUUUGUUCGGCGGUGUAGUGCUGGUAUAGUGUUUUCGUAUCACUGCCAUUUAAAACUUCUUAAACUUUCCUCUUUAAAUAUUCGUUUUAAGUUUUUUGAGUUAUUGAUGAACACAUACGUCUUUAAAAAUGUAUUGAUUGAUUCACUUUGUAGUGUUUUACCUACUUUGAAUUUCAUUGAAAGUUGCAAAGUAGCAUUUUUAAAAAUUCGUUGAAGGAAAAUGGCUGAACAAGGCAAGGGACGGGGUCGGGGCUUGGCCCUAAUCCAAGCCUUGAAAAGGUCCCAGAUGUUGGACUCCAUACCAACGUCAGAGACUCCGACUCCAGAAACCACUCCAAGCUCAAGCACAUUCCCCAGUGCAGUGCCCAGUAUGGCCCCUUCUGCGAUUGAAUCUUCAACUGACACAGUAUCUACCACAGCUGGUGGCAGAGGUCGCCUGGCAGCCAUGAUGCUGGCUAAAAUGCAGCCAAAACCAGGUCCUCCAAUGUUUAGCCCUGCGUCAGACGUCAGUCCUGGACAAUUGGCAAAGCCGACAGGAGUUGGCAGGGGAAUGAAACUUUUGCAAACAUUACAAGCUUCAAAGGCCGCAGCGAGUGUUAAGAGCGAUGUGGAAACAAUCACUGAAACAAUGUCAGAAACGACCAUAUCCACACCUCAACCUACGCAAACCACGAAGGGAUAUGUUAAACAAAUUGUGAGGGAGAUAAAAGAUACACCACCAGUGGUGAGGAAAGGAGAGAGCGGCACGCCAGUGGAAGUGACUGCAAAUUUCAUAUAUCUCAACUUCAAAGAGAACAAUGUUUACGAAUAUGAGGUGAAGUAUGUGCCUGAACAAGAUUACAAGCAUUUGCGGUUCAAACUUUUAAACGAGCACAUUAAAUACUUCAAAGACAAGACGUUUGACGGCACGACGCUGUACGUGCCGCACGCGUUACCCGACGAGGCUCUGCAACUCGUCUCCACCAAUCCGUUCGACAACAGCAAAGUCAAUAUAUUGAUAAAAUUUCGGCGCACGCGCAAGCUGAGUGAAAUGAUUCACAUAUACAAUGUGCUGUUCAAAUGUAUAAUGAAGGAUCUGCAGCUAGUAAGCUUUGGGCGACAAUAUUUCAACGAACACGCGGCUAUACAAAUACCGCAGCAUAAGUUAGAAAUAUGGCCUGGCUACGUAACAGCAGUGGACGAGUACGAAGGAGGUCUCAUGUUGACGUUAGAUUCGACACACCGCGUCCUGCGCAACCAGUGUGUACUAACGCUUAUCAAAGAAGUGGUGCAGUCGGAAGGAACAAAUUGGAAGCGGAAAUUGACAGACAUUCUGGUCGGAUGCUCUGUUAUGACUACGUAUAACAAGAAACUGUUUAGAGUUGAUUCUAUUGACGAUAAAAUGACGCCUCGUUCAACUUUUGAGAAGACUGAGGAUGGAAAAAUUGUACAAAUAACAUACAUAGACUAUUACAAGAAGAACUAUGGUAUAGAUAUAAUGGACUGGGACCAACCUAUGUUAAUAUCAAGAGACACGAAACGCAUGCCGGGAUCAGACGCGCCAACAGACUUCAUGAUCUGCCUCGUGCCCGAGCUGUGCACUAUGACCGGCCUCUCUGACGACCAGAGGAGCAACUUCAGGCUGAUGAAGGACGUCGCCACAUACACCAGGAUCACUCCAAACCAACGGCACUCGGCUUUUAAAAAGUACAUCCAAACUGUGAUGGAGAACGAAACAGCGAAGAACCGACUAGCGGGCUGGGGGUUAAGCAUAGCGCCUGAAACUAUCAACAUAACUGCAAGGACGUUGCCACCGGAAACACUUUACUUUGGCAAUGCCGUCAAAGUGGCAGGCAAGCCGAAUGCCGAAUGGAACAUGGAGAGUACGAAAAAUGCCGUUAUGCAAGCCGUGGAUAUCAUGAAAUGGGUACUGUUGUACACGGACAGGGAUAACCAAAUUGCCAUGAGUUUCGUGGACACAGUGAAACGGAACUGCCGACCGAUGGGCAUCAUGGUGUCCACUCCUGAGAUGGUGCGUCUGCCUAACGACCGGACGGAUUCUUACGUGACAGCGUUGAAGAAGUCCAUUACGUCGGCAGUGCAGCUCGUUGUGGCGAUAUGUCCGACGGCGCGAGAUGAUCGGUACGCCGCGAUCAAGAAGAUAUGCUGCGCGGACAAUCCUGUACCGUCACAAGUGAUAAACGCCCGUUCACUGAUGAACUCGCAGCGAGUGCGAGCGGUGACGCAAAAGAUACUGUUACAAAUGAACUGCAAGCUCGGUGGCACGCUGUGGAACAUUAGCAUACCGUUCAAGACGGCCAUGGUCGUUGGCAUCGAUUCUUACCAUGAUCCCACCAGGAAGAGUCGCAGUGUUUACAGUUUCAUAGCGUCGUACAACCAAUCGAUGACUUUGUGGUUCUCGAGGGCCGUGUUCCAAGAGAGAGGUCAAGAAAUAGUGGACGGGCUCAAGUCCAGUUUGGUGGAAUCUUUAACGCACUACCUUAGGAGUAACGGCACACUACCCGACAAAAUUAUUAUAUACAGGGACGGUGUCGGCGACGGCCAGUUGAAACUGGUCCACGACUACGAAAUACCGCAGAUGAAGAUAUGUUUCUCGGCCAUGGGCCAGCCGUACUCGCCCACGUUGACGUACAUAGUCGUCCAGAAACGUAUAAACACGCGCAUAUUCAUGAAGUCGGCUCAAGGGUUUGACAAUCCGCAUCCGGGAACGGUUGUUGAUCAUGCGAUUACAAGACGUGAUUGGUAUGAUUUUCUAAUAGCGUCACAGAAAGUGAACCAAGGUACUGUAACGCCGACGCAUUACGUCGUAGUGUACGACAACAGCGGUAUGACGCCAGACCAGUGCCAGCGGCUGACGUACAAGCUCUGCCACUUGUACUACAACUGGCCUGGCACCGUACGAGUGCCAGCUCCGUGCCAGUACGCGCACAAGCUGGCCUACCUCGUCGGACAGAACAUACACGGCCCGCCCUCGGAUGCGCUCGCUGAUAAGUUGUACUUUUUGUAGUUAAAUCUAUUAUCGAUAAGUCGAUAGGAUCGUAUCGAUACGAUGAUUUAUUUUAUAAAAAAUAUUUCUAUCGUCUCUAUUUUGUUGAUAAAUGAGAUUGUAGCGUCUAAGCCUUUCGUGAUAUAUAAAAAUUGUAAAAAGGACGUAAAGGGUAUUAUAAUAAAAAUAAAAGUUUAUUCUUAGCCACAAGUACUAGGAUAGUAAAUCGACAGAUAUUUGAGAAAUAUGAAAAAACUAAUUUGACAAAAUUUAUACUUAUCAUACAAAACAGAAUGGACUGAGCAAUACGCUCAGUAUUGACCACUGUGUAGAAAGAGACAAAGCUAAUGUGCGGUCAAAACUUUGUACUAUAGAUGUCUUGUUUGGCUAUUUUCAUAAUUUUAUGCAAAUAUUAAUUUGAUGCAUGGAAAGUGAAUACUUUGUCCAUUCUCUAACUUUAAUCGUUACUUAACGUAAAACGUAGUAUGCGACAUAUUAAGGACAAUAUUUUGCAUUUUGUCUUUUUUAUGCCUCUUAAAAUAAUAAAAACAAGAUUCAGAAAAUAUUUCGUGAUUAUUAGUAAUCGGUUUAAAUCUAAAUAAGUAUUAUGAAAACAUGACGAUUAGUCAAUCAAAUUAAAUUUAUUUUUAACUAUAAGGAUAUAGACUUAAACAUUGAUUAUAAAAGUACAUUAUGAAUUGUAAAUAAUAUGUACUCACGAGUAUUAUAUUAAGCAACCAUUUUGACGUUAUGAAAAGAUUUAAACAAAAGAUAGCCUUACCAGGAAAAAUAUGGAACUAAUAUCUUGUACUGAUAAUGUUAACUUUAAAACAAAAGCAAAAUUUACCCUCUUAAAGCAGGUUUUUUUGGUCAGGGUAGAACUAACAUACUAUAAAUAUUAUGUCUCGAACAUCCACUAGGCAUAUAACCUCUGUAUACAGCCUUAAAAUUCAUAUAGAAUAUGGAAAUUUUGGGCUUGAGUUUAUAUUUUUGAUAGGAAAGGUCUCGUAUUUCGUAAAAAUAUGAAUUAAUUACUAGGAAAGUGGUAUUUAUUAUUAAGUAAAUAAGUAUCUAUAUAAAAAUGUAGUACUUUUAUAAAAAAAUGCGUGACAAUAUUUUUUACUUUUUAAAGGUUUUUGUAUCAUGGGUAACUUUUAAGUAAAAGUUUCCUUUUUCUCGAUAUAGAUACCGAAUCUUAAAUGAACAACUUCUUUAUCAAAUCCUUUUCCAACUCUAGUUACAUUGAUAUUUUAUAACAAUGUUGCAGAAAUGAUUUGGCCUAUAGUAUAAAAGUUCAAGUUCGUAAAGUUGAACUUUUGGUAUGUUGACUUGACUUUACUACCAUGGUUGCAAACGAAUAUAGUUCGACUGAUAGUAUAAAGUUAAUAAACUUGCAAUUGAAAAUACUUGGUUCUGUGCCAUAAAAACCUUAGAGUAGGUUAAUUUGUGUUGCCAACCCAAUAUUGCUAGGGAUGCCUCGAAGGACCUUACUUUCGAGGUACGUAGUAAAUAUACUAUGAGUAAAUAUCUUAGGAGCAUUACUAGGAUAAUUAUUAUCUGUAACAGUCAUAAAGAUAAGAUUAUUACGUAAUUUAUCCAUUCCCAAAACAGCGCAGAGACUAUAAAGAUCAUAUGUAAUCUAUCCAUUCUUAAAAUAACGCAGAGGCUCAUUAGGUUUUAAUUACUUCUGUAAUAUAGUUAAUAACUUCGGCCAUCAAUUAUUUAAGUUUUGGAAACUAUACCACCGCGUUUAAUUUUGAUAUCACGGCUCGUGACCUUAUCACUCAUAAUACGAUUGUCUCCGAAGUUGUACAUUAAUAUUUCUCAUUAGUAGCAAAAAUUUUUGCAGUUAGUAUAGUGGAUAAAUUUUGCUUUACGAUGUUUACCGAUUUUUCAAUCGUUUUACGAAAGUUUUCUUUACAUAUGAUUAUAGUCUGAUUCAUACGUUUUGAAGGGUCGACAUAAUACUAUGUUUGAAAAUUGUAAUUAUAGAAAUUUUAAUUUAGCCUAAAUAUCUUGCCGACUUAAUUUUAAUUGCCUCGGUGGCGUAGUUGUACUGUAUGCGCGGUACGAAAUCGCUCCGAGGUCCUGGGUUCGAAUCCCGGGUCGGGCAUAGUAAUAUUUAGGGUUUUCUGCGUGGUAUCAACCCGGAGUCUCGAAUUUGUGCCCGAUAUGGCGAUAGGCUCGCCCCCUGGCACAUCAUGAGAUAGAACACAUUUACCGAAAAGUGGGUACUCUUUUUGCCCCUCUGCAUACCCCUUCGGGGAGGAAUGCUUGAUGUGUGUAAUUUUGACCUGUGUCCGCAGCUUACUUCACACCCAUCAAUGCGUUUAAGUGGAACUAUAUUCCAGUCAAUAUAAAAGACUAGUUAACGGCUUUAUUUAUACAGCUGUCAUAUUAAUUUGUUUACGUUAUAUUUGAUUACGAGGAACUUUUAUCUGGUGAUUGAAAAAUCAGCCUUAGUUGUUAAGUAAUUACUAGUACAUAAGAAUCUAAAUGUCUUGAAGUUAUUUUCAUAUUAAAAAUAUAUUUUUAUAUAUACUUCAAAAAUAUAUUAGAUGAAGCAAAAUGAAAAAUUUUAGUAAGCGUUUUUAAAAGUACAAACAAAAGUAUUCAGCACUGAGAUAAUUUCGAGGGUGUUUUAUACAGAGUGCUCUAAAAACCCAAGUUAUAUAAUACAUUGAAUACUGUACGGUACUUUACAAUUACAGUUUUUUUUCGAUAACGUGUUUUCUUAAAGACAUAUUUUAAUGAGAGAAAGAGAGAGAGAGAUGAUGACUGCCUUGGUGGCAUAGUUGUAAUGCGUACGCGGUUACGACUACGGCGCUGAGGUCCUGGGUUCUAAUCCCGGGACAAAAGUAAUUGUUACUGAGUUUUUCCAUCUUAAAAAUUACACAGUUGCAGUUCGGAGUCUGAGAGUUGGUUGUGUGAUAUCCCCAAGCCUCUGAAAGAAGUGAUCUUUCUUUCCGAGGCUCAUGUGGGGCAGCUAUCCGACAUGAUCGACCGAUGUUAGAUAGCCGUUUCACCGGACUAUGAGAGUGAAGGAACAAAGAGUGCAUCUGUGUAUUGCGCACAAACUUGUGCACUAUAAUAUAUCAUGUGUACCUGGCUGAUUCCCGUAGAGAUUGACCGCUAUGGUUAAAAUUCUGGUAGGAGGUUCAUCAUUUUAAUGAUGACAAUCAGGGAUUUUGUUGAAAUUGUUGCGGGGGUUUAUCUAUUAUUAGUUGGUAAAGCAAACACAAUAGAAGGAAUUUUUGUUUCACAUAUUACUUAAUUUCCUAUUUCCGAUGUGAUGUACUCAGGUAACAUAUCAUAUCAGAUUUAAUUAAUUAGUUGGAAUUUAUAUCUCGUACAGGUAUCAAGAUAUAUGCCUAAUAUCUACGUUUGUGUUGUUAUUUUAUUAUAAUUAUUUAGGAUGCUAAUUUAGUUGUAUUCUUGAAGGUUAAUACGCUUGAACCGUCACAGUUGCGUUCUCACUGCCUUAGCUUACCUCUAUAGGAUUUGUAAUAACUUGCUUAUCCAGUCUCCAAAAUCAGUUUAUUUCACUUAUUAACUCUUCGUUGGUCGUGGCUUCGCCCCAGUGAAAGCUUUUCCUGCUAAAAGUCCCUGAACACGACGUCGGCUACAUUAGUUUUAAAAAUUUAAUUAAAAAAAUCGAUUUUUACCAUAGGAGUUAAACUAUGUGUUAAUCCAGGGUAUGGCACACCCUUGUCUCAAAUUUCGUCCAAAUCUGUUCAGUUGUUUUUUCUUUUACGUCUAACGAACAUACAAACAUUACACAAUCUUUCGCAUUUAUAAUAUUAGUAAGAUUACGUGAAAACUUCUAACCAGACUUGCAAUGAAUAUAAUAUAUUUGGCCAUACACCGAAUAUAGAAUAUUCUGCAGCCUUCCCGGACGAUUAUAAGGCAAAAUUUAAGGCAUUUACAGGAAAACUUCUAUCAAUGUAUUUGUAUCUUGUUCGUUUAUUCCAACAAGGUGAACAAUGAAUGCAGAAAAAACUACCUGCAUCAUAAUACACUUACAUACUUGCAUCAUCAUACACUUUAAUAAUGAUAAUUCAUGUGCAUAGACGUUUCCCACUAAUUUAAAUAUUUGUAUACAAAAUUAUUUUAUUUGGCUACUUUAAUAAUUGCAAGGCAAAUAUUAUAUUUUUAAUAAAUCACUCUUUAGCCAAUUAUCUGAUUACAACAAAACUUAAGUAUUCGGUGUUUGGCAGAAUAGUACUUAGAUAUUCGGUAUUCGGCCGUAUAGUAUUAAAGAAGACGAAUACCGAAUAGUAGCCGAAUAUUCAUUGCAAUUCUUUUUAUAUUACCAUUAAAAUAUUUAUCUCUAAUAUUUUUUUACAUAUCGAUAUUUUUUAUAUAAAUAAGUUUUCUUCUCCUAGUAUAUGCUAUUCCUUGUUAAUAUAACAAGAUUUCUUGCGGUGAAUUGAUAUUUUUUAUGAAAGUAAAAAUUAAUUCAAUAUGUACCCCCGUUAUUCAUAGACGUAAUUUAUCUAAGGAUGGAGGAUUGCUGUGAUAACAAGUUUGUUUUUCAGCAUUAUUUAUCGGACAGCUUGCUGUUUGUUCAGCUUUAUUUAUCUGACAGCCAACUAGUUCAAGUUGUAUCUCAAUAUUAGCCAAUCACAACGGCUUUAUGUUUACUGCACUGCGAAGGCUGCCAUGCCGUCAGCACUGAGAAACAGACUUGUUAUCAUAGCAAUGCUCAGUCCUUAGAUAAAUAACGUCUAUGAAGGGGGUUCGUUUUUAAGUUCAGACUUCAGUGGUUCAAGUUCAAUAUUUUCUAGUGUUAAUUAACGGUCUUACUGUUAUUGUCCUGUGAGAUGAGAUGACAAACUUUGUAUUUGUGAUAAAGUUGUGUAUUACCGGAUUGAUAAUAU
Manduca sexta (tobacco hornworm) is the source of this 7881-nucleotide messenger RNA. RefSeq names its product piwi-like protein Ago3 (gene Ago3). The record is from RefSeq and is a predicted model, not a curated record. NCBI's taxonomy places the organism in Eukaryota, Metazoa, Arthropoda, Insecta, Lepidoptera, Sphingidae. Gene Ontology annotation, molecular function: piRNA binding; protein binding. Gene Ontology annotation, cellular component: P granule. Bases 236 to 3022 code for a protein of 928 amino acids. The transcript has 17 exons. Gene Ontology annotation, biological process: regulatory ncRNA-mediated gene silencing.